CCUCCACCAUCAAGUCCAUGCUUCUAAAAACAAAUAACUAACUAAUCCCAUACCCGACUUGGAACGGUAACCGGACGAGAGGCCAUGGUUCACCAUAUGGUUAAGCCGUCUUAUCGGCCUUCCUCUUCCCCAGGACACAUAUGUAAAUCCUAUUCCUGGUUUACCUCCCUCAUGAAAAUUAUCAAUGUUGAAUCUGAAUACCCUGUAGGAGAGGAUUGCUGGGAUCCUUAGUGUCACAUUGUGGUUUAUGUAACGUCUUAUGGCUUCUUCACACUUCAUAUUCACAUUUGCUGCUUAAUCUCAGUUGCAAAGUGUCUCUGACUAGAUGACUCUGUGAGUCUUUUCGCGUCAACUGCAACAAGCCGAUAUCUGUUUGUCAUUUAUUUACAAUAUAUUAUUUAUUCAUUCUUCAUAUCGCGCAUUGUUUUUGCAUGGCGAAAAUGUAUAUCUGAAGUAUAUCAUGCCAGAUUUUCUGAGUUAUUCUAGCUCAGUGGUUCUCAACCAGGGAAUUGUAGUCCAUCAAGAGGCCCACAAGGCCCAUUCUCUCUACAAGAUAACUCUCCUUCCUACUGAGUUUCAUUGCUUAAUAUGGUUAUUUCGUGGGGCGUUUUCACUGUUUGAGCAUAAUGAAAUUGAUAAACAGGGGGGCCAUGAGGCCAAAAGCCAUAAAAUGUUGAGAACCCACUGCCAACUUAUUAUCCUUGUUUUUUUUAUAACUUUAGAAUAUGGGAUCUGUACCUAGAGAUUUAACUUAUGUUGAAAUCUGUCUUGAUGAAGACAUAAUAUAUGAAGCAAGCCUUUUAUCUGAGGAGAUAAAUAGAGAGAAAAUUACAAGUAUUUCUGGCAACACUACAGUAGAAGAUAUUUGCAAUGUUGAUAAUAGUGAUGAAUAUAUGCCAUGUGAAGACGCAGGAGAAUUUACGAGCCAUAUCCAAGAUACUGCUAGAACUGAUAUAAACAGCACUGUUAUCUUUGGAGAAGACGAUCAUGAAUUUGAUUCUGAAGAAUCCUCCGUCAUAGCAAUGCAGGAGCAGAAUGAACCCACUGCUGUUUUUGUAACUGAUUCCAACUCGGGGUUCUUAUCAAAAGAUGAAUUAUCUGACUAUCUUCAACAAGAAUUGCCCAGCGGUAUUGAUAAUACCUAUCUAAGUGAUAAUGGCUUAAUGACUGAUGAUGGUCACAAUAAUAACACCCGUCCACGACUAGGUGAUAAGAAUGGAUCGAAAUUGCCCACCAGUAUUGAUAACGCUCAUCCAUUCGAUAACAGGCGGAAAUCGUCUAAUUGUAAUGUAGGCACCUAUCUGAGUGAUAAGGAAUUACCUACUGGUAAAGAAGGAAUGUUACCAAACUCCAAAGAUAGCACUUCUCUCAGUGAUAAAGAUCUCAUUGUUGAUAAGGAUUCCCAUACUAAUGAGAAUUAUUUUGAGAUAGCUCGCAGUUUCUUGAAUGACGUUAUUGAUUAUAUUAUCGAAAAAGAAGUUUCUGAUAAAACUGAAAGUUGUAACAUAUGUGAGAGAAGAUUCGGCACAUUAGCCAAAUUGGAAAGACAUUUGAAGUUUCACUAUAAAGGCCGAAAAAUACUUUAUUGCUCUGUGUGUGGCAAAGAUUUUGGUCAAAAAUCGCAUCUGGAGUAUCAUAUGGUGCUACACACCGGUGUAAAGGCGUAUUCAUGUGAAAUAUGCGGAAAGACUUUCGCUCAAAAAUCGUCGUUAAACAUGCAUAUAAAAUCUCACACAUCUCAACCAAAUGUUCCUUGCGAGAUAUGCGGAAAAAAGUUUUGGACAAAAUACAUCUUGAAUUUACAUACAAGGAAACGACAUAUGGGGUUGCCCUUUGUUUGUAACAUUUGCGGAAGUUCUUUUAGUGGAAAACAAGGUUUGCUACACCAUGUGAGCCUACAUCCUCCACAUAUAUGUGGAACAUGUGGCAAGGAGUUUGACAAUUAUAAAAGUCUUCGCUUGCAUAAAGAUUCUCAUAAACCAAGUUGGCCUGAGCAUGUCUUUGCGGACGGUGUAAAAGGUUUUCGUUGCGAAGUUUGUAAAAGAACAUUUCGACGAAGACAAGCCUUUACUUUCCAUUCUCAAGCUCAUGCUCCAAAAGUUCAUAAGUGUCAAGUUUGUGGUGCUGGAUUCGUGCGGGAUAGCUAUUUAAAGAAGCAUAUGAUUGCACACUUAGAAAGACCAUAUAAAUGUGAAUCAUGCUGGAAAAGUUUCCAUUAUAAAAGGUCGUUAGAAAAUCAUCAAAUAUAUCAUACAGGAAUAAAGCGCUUUGGUUGCAACAUUUGCGGAAAAGGAUAUUAUUGGAAACAUCGCUUGGCUAUACAUCUAAAACUCCAUAAAAAUGUAAAAACUGAAAAUGCUGUACCUAGUAAUGAUUCUGAAUUUGCUCAGCAAACUUCUUCUACAUUACAAUGUAGAAAAAAGGAGAUGGAUGGAGCAUCUGGAAUUGGUAGCACAGCACCAAGUAAUGGAGGUGUAAUGCCGGGAAAUUGUAUUUCCGUAGGACAAAAAGGGAACUCACAAACAUCUACAUUCACAAUAGGGGAAGCUGAGGAAUUCAAUCUCGGCUCUAUGAAAUUUAUCGGGCAUAAAAUAGUGUUCUCUCCUGAAGUGAAUUCAUUGCCUCUCCCUUCUGAACAAACUCGAACAAUAGCAAUUUUGGAUGCUGAAUCGAUAGUGAAAUUCGCUAUGCAUAACAUGUCGAAAAAAACUAAAGAACCAGUUAAGGUUCCAAAGAUGGCGAACAUAAUGACAAUCAGAGAGGGGGAAUCUGAUCCAUAUAGAAUCAGGACUAUGGGUGAUGAGCACUCAUAAAAAAUGGACAGUUGACCGCCAUGUCGUGCUCAGCGUCAGGAAUACGUUGCCAUCGAACCUCUGAACAUCCUACGCUUAGAAUCUCAUGGGCAUUAUUAUCACCAUGCCCGACAUGAACUGGUAACCGGACGAGCUAAGCGUUAGUUAUUCCUAUACCGGGGCUGUGGUUUGCCAUAUGAUUAAGCCAUAUGACUUUCCUUUUCCCUCCGAACAGCCAUAAGUUAGUGAGUCUACAUAACUGGCAUUUUUUGAAUAAACUAUUGGAAUAAAAAUUUCUUUGUUUAAUAAAGGGCAUGCUCACAGUAAACAAAUGAGAGUUUGUGUCUGAAAACUUUUAUUAAAAAUAUUUUUUAAAAUAUGAAUUUCAUAUAAUUUGCCGUUUUUCCCCUCAGAGUAUGAUCCUUAUCAAUCUGGUUGUGUCUCUGCUGUUAUUCACUUGCUGAUAAAACAUUUUGUAUGACUAUUUGUAUUGAAAUUGGUCACAAGAAGGGUUUCGUAUAAAGGAGGACUGACAAUACUGAUAGCCAAUAAGUACACCGCAAAUUUGUUAUAUAUUGAAUAUCUGAGGUCAGACAGACAGUCUAUAUACAUAUUACAUAAAAAAUUAAUGAUUUUUGUGAAAACUUCGCCACAUUUUAGAAAGUUACACAUCUCCCAUUCCCACCACCUGACGCCAUUGAUUGUCCAUAAAGUUUUCCCUUUUGUGGGUUGUCAUUUUUUAUAGCCCAGUUCAAAAUAAAUUUUCUAUCUCAUAGUUAUUGCAUUUUUAGUUUUUUCCGAAAUCACCCUAUUUGGCUGAUUUUCUAGUUCGGAAAUAAAUUUAAUGUUGAAGAGAGUGUGCCGGUUUUAUGUGAACCACCCUACGACGAUGAGGAGUCCAGCAAUCCUCUUGCACAUGACUAUUCUCACAUGGGAAUUGAGCCUAUGAACCAACGCAGG
This is a messenger RNA of Styela clava, 3752 nucleotides long. RefSeq lists its product as uncharacterized. Gene Ontology annotation, biological process: regulation of DNA-templated transcription. The record is from RefSeq and is a predicted model, not a curated record. Gene Ontology annotation, molecular function: DNA-binding transcription factor activity, RNA polymerase II-specific; RNA polymerase II cis-regulatory region sequence-specific DNA binding. NCBI's taxonomy places the organism in Eukaryota, Metazoa, Chordata, Ascidiacea, Stolidobranchia, Styelidae.